Rhagoletis zephyria (snowberry fruit fly) is the source of this 4940-nucleotide messenger RNA. Its product is annotated as WD repeat-containing protein 44. The record is from RefSeq and is a predicted model, not a curated record. Gene Ontology annotation, molecular function: protein binding. Lineage: Eukaryota; Metazoa; Arthropoda; Insecta; Diptera; Tephritidae.
UAAUGGGCUAUAAAACUGCAUACCUGAAUUCUUAUUAAAAAGUUCGCGAUUUCGCUGAAACUUUGCAGAUUUUUCCUAAUUUUCGUACACUGUUUCAUUCUUGGAUUUAAAUGUGGUUUGCUAAAACAUAACCCAUAUUUUAAUACAAAAUUAACAAAAAGAUUUUGGCAUGCAAAACAUUGCGAAUAUUAACAAAAAAAGAGUCGUACACUCAGUUUUGGGAGUAACUGUAUGUAUGUAUGUAGAUGUAUUUCUGCAUGAAAAAUUAAAUUUCGAAAAAAAUGUCGCUUACGCCUUUUUGGCGGUCUGUGUCUUCCAAAACUACCGUUAUAUCAAAGGUAAUCAUUAUUUAGAGUCUGAUUUAAAAAUGUCAAAUGUUUGAUUGUUUGAAUGUACCGUUAUUUCAAAUGUAAUCGUAAUUUAGAGUCUGAUUUAAAAAUGUCAAAUAUUUGAUUUUUUCAAUGUUACCAAAAGAAAUAUAUCUAUGAAGUUUCGAAGAAAUUGGGGGCCAUCAGAGAAUCCACCAUAGUCCGAUUUUUCGUGAAAUCAAAGAAUAUACUGAAGGCGGAUUGCCAGGGAGGUAUGCAUUCAAAUACCAAUAAUAACCUACCUUGCAUCAGGGAUAGCUCAUAUACCAAGUUUCCUUGAGUUUGGUAGGCAGCGCUUUCACGAGUUGCGUCAAUGCAUGCAAAAUGAUGAAGAUGAUAAUCCCGGAAACACACUCACACCUGAUUCUCAGAACAGUUCUACUGACGGUGUUUUCGCUAAUCGUACGACACACCCCUUUAAGGUGAUAGAGAACGAUACAAUGAGCAUACAGAGUAUGACAUCGUUGGGACGUGUUGGGCGAAUAUUGGCAGGAAAUAUCGAUCCUUCAGCUUUGAGCAUCGAUAGGGAAUCGUUGGCGGCCCAUUCGACAUCAUCUGCCAAUUCCCAUCAAAUGCAACAGCAACAACAGCAGCAGCAAAUGUAUUUGCAACAUUUGCAGCAACAACAACAACAACAGCAACAGCAACUACAGCAAAACCUGGCUGUUAUGGUGCCAUCCACUAGUAACAAUUUAGCAGUGUUGGUUGAACAACAGAAUGCUGCGGCAGCAGCAGCCGCUGCUGCAGCUACAGCACCACGAGGCAGUAAUGCAUCACGCAGCUCUGUAAAAAAUACAAAAACACCAUCAUCAUCCCCAUCACAUAAUCACACUUCCAGCUCUACUAUUGGAGCUGCUGCUACUGCAGCUGCCGCGACAGCAGCUCCGGCAGCAAUGCCUGAAAACAAGAUGAUAUUUCAGGAACCUGAUGUGAUUGCGAGCACCAAGUUGGCACACUCGAAAACAACAGAUUCCAUCACUUCGAGUGGACCCAUUGCGCCACCACGGCGCAAGAAAAAGUCACGUAAGUCAACCAGCUCAUCGGAUCAAUUCAGUAUAAAUGAGGGGAUGCAGAUGUCAGGUGCUCCGGACACUGAAGACACUGAUAGUGAUACUCGUUCAGUAAAAAGUGUACUCGAUGUUCAGCAGCAGAAAUUGCGCGAUGAUAUUGCCGAAGAAAUUGAACGUUCUUGGCAGGAGACAAGUUCUAUGACAAGUUCAAACGCUACUAGUGGCAUAGCACCAAUAGCUACGGCUACAAUAAACAGCACAUCAAUACAUAUGGCGGCAGUUGGUACCCGAACGCAUAGCAUUGGUAUUAAUUCGCUUGCAAUGGGCAUAUCCAAUAUACCAUUAGGAGCAUCUAUGACAACGACCCCAUCUUCGGGAGCAGUACCUGCAUCAAUUGCAUCGUUGGCGCAAACAUCCACCUGCAAUGCACGUCCUGUUACUACAGCCACUGUGGGCGGUUCUAUAAAUCGCAUCUCGCAUUCAUUGGGCAAUAGUUCCACAUCGGUCUACUCGAAACCCAGCCCAUCGAAUUCAGCAAAAAGUAAUUCUGCACCUGGUCGUGUAAGGUACUUUUAUGCUGCUGGUUUUAUUUAUAGUUCUAUUGAUCCUACACAAGGCCUCAAUCUGUAUAAAGCCACACAAGGUGGUUGUGUUGUUAAGCCACGUGACGAAGCAUGCAACAAAGCUGAAGGUCCAACACAGGAGGAGAUCAAACGUAUUGAACAAAUUCUGAUGGAUGAAGGGGCCCGUCCUAUUUUGGCUGGUACUGGUUCGAAUAGUUUGGGUAGCGGCACAAGAUAUCCAUCGCUGGUUUACCGCUCGAGUAGUGACAAGGAACGACGCAAAUCGGCUGGCGAUGAGGAUGUUCUCAAGCAGAUGAACAUCUAUGUUCGUACGCGCACUAGUUCUGGCAAACAAUUAACCGAUUUCGAAAUACUCAAACAGGUUCCCGUCAAAAAUUUAGAUACUGGCGAGAAUAUGACGUUGUCUGAGGUUCGCUCUCCACCAGUUCCCGAAGGUUGGAAUCCAUUGUCGCUGCACAUACUGAAACUCACCUCGCAUCUGGAGGUGAACCCAAAAGAAUCAGACGAAGAGAGCGUGAUCGGCAUACCGCCGAGCAGCGAGGGUCAGCCACCGGAUGAGGAAGAAUGCGAGGCGGAUGAUGGAAGUCGUUUAAAAAAAAAGACAGCACGCUUUAAACGUUUUCUUGGCUCCACAGUGCGUAAAACGGUCGACAAGGCGAAAUCGCUGGCAUCCGAAGUGUCCCAUGCACGACACAAAGAGGAUGUUGCCGACAUAACGGAUGUCAUGAAUCCCGAAGCGAAUAUAAAAAUUAAAGCCUCUUCAACCAAUAAGGGACCAUAUGAAUUUACCAAAUUGCAACACGUUCAGGAUUUGUAUGGCGAACACACUGGCGCGGUAUGGUGUAUGAAAUUUAGCUCAUGUGGCCGUCUACUAGCCACUGCUGGCCAAGACAAACUACUACGUAUUUGGGUAUUAAAAGAUGCGUAUCCGUUCUUUCAGGAUAUGCGCACAAAAUACAAUGCGGAUCAGAAAUCAUCUCCUACACCCUCACAAGAGUCCCUCGUGUCCCAACACUCGGAGGAGGCGAUCGCCAUGGCGGCCGCCGCUGAAAAAUGCACCGGCCCAUUUAUGCCGAAAGCGUUCUGCACUUACAUUGGACAUACGUCGGAUCUGCUGGACGUCUCUUGGUCGAAGAAUUAUUUCAUACUUUCCAGUUCUAUGGAUAAGACUGUACGUUUGUGGCAUAUAUCGCGCAAGGAGUGCCUCUGCUGCUUUCAACAUAUUGACUUUGUCACAGCAAUCGCUUUUCAUCCACGCGACGAUCGUUACUUCUUAAGUGGCAGUUUGGAUGGUAAACUGCGUUUGUGGAAUAUUCCAGACAAGAAGGUGGCACUCUGGAAUGAAGUCGACGGGCAGACAAAACUAAUUACAGCAGCAAACUUCUGUCAAAACGGACAAUUUGCAGUAGUUGGUUCGUACGAUGGUCGAUGCAUUUUCUACAACACAGAUCAGUUGAAAUACCACACGCAGAUACAUGUGCGUUCAACGCGUGGUAAAAAUCGUAUUGGGCGUAAAAUAAGUGGCAUUGAGCCAAUGCCUGGGGAGGAUAAGAUACUUGUAACCUCUAAUGAUAGUCGCGUGCGUUUGUAUGAUUUGCGUGACUUGAAUUUAUCUUGCAAAUACAAAGGCUACUUAAAUGUAUCCUCGCAAAUCAAAGCAUCUUUUAGUCACGACGGAAAGUACAUAAUUGCUGGAUCGGAAAAUCAAUGCAUCUAUAUUUGGAAAACAAAUCACGACUACUCCAAAUUGAGCUCGGUUCGUCGGGAUCGCAGCGAUUUCUGGGAAGGCAUUAAAGCGCACAAUGCCACUGUAACUUGUGCCAUUUUUGCACCACAUCCAGAGGCUAUCAUAAAAUCGGAGCCUGACGAAAUUGGACCCAGCGAAAAGCCGGAUCCCCUUGCCGAACAACAUAAAAAAGGUUGUGGCUAUGUAAUGGUUAGCGCCGACUUUAAUGGUGCCAUCAAAGUGUUUAUCAAUAAAACGAAGCCAAAACACAGCAGCUUACCUUACACAGCAAUCGCAGACUAAACUAUCUUUAUUUUACGCUGAAAUUAAAUGUUAACUGAAUUAGAAAUAGGAAAGUGAUAUUGAUUAAGGCGGUAAAUGCUAAGCGCUAGCUACUAGCAUUAUGCAUUUCUCAUUGAAUUCGUACCGAUGGAAGGGUAACAGCUGGUCCGCCAAUAAAAACAAAACUAUUUUCUGCAAAACGAAAAAAAGAACUUGGUCUUGGGCUGAAUUGUAAUAUUUAGAAAAAAAAGUUCGAAUGUAAAAAUAUUUUUUUUAGUUAAAAGAAAUAAAUGUUAACUUAAUUGCGCCACCAGCGGCGGAAGGAAAAGCACCUCUUCAAAAUUGUUAAAGUAUUUACUUUUUUUUUAAUUAUAUAUUAUGUUGACAGAAGAUUGAUUUGAUUAUUAAUUUGAUCAAAAGAGUAUUAAGUAUUUUAGUACAUACAAUAUUUUUGCUGAUUGAUUUAUCAAAGAAAAUAUAUUAGACAUGCGUAAAUAUUUAUGUUUUUGUCCGUACAUUAUUUUAUACUCUUCACCACUGCACUGUAUUGUCAUGCAAAUGUGUUAUUAUUGUUAUAUGUAUGUAUGUAUAUGUAGUGUUUUUAAAAUUUCAUAAGUUUUCGAAAAAUGUUAACUAUCAUUCUACUGCUACUACCAUUUACUUAUGUAGAUAUCUAUAUGCAUAUUUACUAUGUACGUGGACUAGUCUCGAAGCAAUAAAAGCCACUUAAAAAUAAAUACAACAACUUAUGCAAUUGCAAUUGGGAAAAAAUUUAAAAUGGUCAAUUUGUUUAGAUAGCACAUUGCAUAGCAUUGCAUUGCAGAUUUGUUUACUAAGUUGUAAAUAAGCCAAUUAACUAAAUAUGUAUGUAUUUAUAUCGCUAAUACGUGAGCAUGUAAAGGAAGUGAUUAUGUAAAGGAAAACAAAAAUUAUCAAUUAAAAUAAAAUGCAAAUUAUUUUAUUAAUAAUA